Messenger RNA from Dracunculus medinensis (Guinea worm), 885 nucleotides. NCBI's taxonomy places the organism in Eukaryota, Metazoa, Nematoda, Chromadorea, Rhabditida, Dracunculidae. The record is from the annotation of a GenBank genome assembly.
AUGAUGAUGCUGAAAAUGAAUUAUCGUUGUGGGAAAAUUUUUUUGAUUAUUUUGACGAUUCUAUUAACAACAGUAUGCUGUAAUCCAAAAUAUCAACGAUUUUUUGUGAAUACAAAAGCAAUAAAUUUUGUGGAUGCGACAAAACAUGGCUUUCGUAUAGUAUUGCUUGAUUCUUUUCUAGAAACCUAUUUGGCACCAAUUCAGAUUCCCACUCUUUUUUUAUCCGCUAUACCAUUGAAAUCCGAUGAAAAACCAGCGAUUAAAGUAGUUUACCCGGAUAAUAUUCGUGAAGAUAAACAAGUGAGUAUAUCAGAUCUUCAAGAAAGACAAUGGUACUAUAUUUGUAUUGAAUGGGAGAAUUUCAAUCGACAUAACGAAUCAACUGGAACAGACUGUCGAACAUUACGAACGUUAGAUCGAUUUGGCAAGAAUGCGGAAACAAGUAUUUCAGAUGUUGAAAUAAUUGAUAUAUCGUCUUCAACGAUGCAAUUUCGAAUUCGAUCCUUAGUCGACUUCCAUAUACGAGUGACUGUUUCGUUGAGAGAUGGUAGUGGAUCAUUGCCUCCCGCACAAACUUUUAUUUUUGGUGAGCCAGUCGAUUUAGAUGUAAAUUUCUCCAAUUUGAAACCUGACGCAGAAUAUGGCAAACUUUGCAUUCUUGAAGAACCGCUCACCACAGGAUACACCACGAUGGGCCGUCUUAUAGCAGACAUGAAUAUUGAGAAGUGCUAUUUUAGUAAAUUACGUACAAAAGAUUAUGAAUUAUCGACAUUAGAUAUGGAGGCAAGUCCUUACAAACGAGUUUCAUCAUCAUCUUCAAAUAUUUCACAAAUAUAUUCCUUAAAUAUUUUAAUUAUUUUUGUAACUAUUUUAUUUAUCAGGUAA